Capra hircus (goat) is the source of this 4766-nucleotide messenger RNA. RefSeq names its product junctophilin 1 (gene JPH1). NCBI's taxonomy places the organism in Eukaryota, Metazoa, Chordata, Mammalia, Artiodactyla, Bovidae. The record is from RefSeq and is a predicted model, not a curated record. The transcript is spliced from 6 exons. Bases 267 to 2243 code for a protein of 658 amino acids. Gene Ontology annotation, cellular component: endoplasmic reticulum membrane; sarcoplasmic reticulum; junctional membrane complex.
CUGUCCUCUCGCGCGCGGCGCUGGCCCCGGGCGGCGGCGGCGGCGGCGAAGGAGGAGGAGUUGGAGGAGGAAGGCGGCGGUGGCGGCGACGAAAGAAGAGGGGAGGACGGGGGCGGCGUCGGACUGGAGCCGAGCGGCGGCACGAGCUGCCCGGGGCGCUGUCGUGAGCUCGCCCGCAGGGCCCCCACCCCCGAGCUACACCCUGCCGUGCCCAGCUCUGCCCGCGUCCGUGCCCCCGCGGGGAGCGCGCCGGGGCUGCCCCCCGAAUGACGGGCGGAAGGUUCGACUUCGACGAUGGCGGCACCUACUGCGGCGGCUGGGAGGAGGGCAAGGCGCACGGGCAUGGCAUCUGCACGGGGCCCAAGGGCCAGGGCGAGUACUCGGGCUCCUGGUCGCACGGCUUCGAGGUGGUCGGAGGCUACACCUGGCCCAGCGGCAACACCUACCAGGGCUACUGGGCGCAGGGCAAGCGGCACGGGCUGGGGGUGGAGACGAAGGGCAAGUGGAUGUACCGGGGGGAGUGGUCACAUGGCUUCAAGGGGCGCUACGGGGUCCGGCAGAGCCUGUGCACCCCCGCCCGCUACGAGGGGACCUGGAGUAACGGGCUGCAGGACGGGUACGGCGUGGAGACCUACGGGGACGGAGGUACCUACCAAGGCCAGUGGGCCGGCGGCAUGCGGCACGGCUACGGCGUGCGCCAGAGCGUGCCCUACGGCAUGGCCACGGUGAUCCGCUCUCCGCUGCGCACGUCGCUGGCCUCGCUGCGCAGCGAGCAGAGCAAUGGCAGCGUGCUCCACGACGCCGCGGCCGCCGCCGACAGCCCGGCCGGCACCCGCGGCGGCUUCGUGCUCAACUUUCACGCCGACGCCGAGCUCUCUGGCAAGAAGAAGGGCGGCCUCUUCCGCCGGGGCUCCCUCCUGGGAAGCAUGAAACUGCGCAAGUCCGAGUCCAAGUCGUCCAUCUCCAGCAAGCGCAGCUCGGUCCGCAGCGACGCGGCCAUGAGCCGGAUCAGCUCCAGCGACGCCAACUCCACCAUCAGCUUUGGCGACGUCGACUGUGACUUCUGCCCCGUGGAAGAUCACGUGGACGCCACCACCACGGAGACCUACAUGGGCGAGUGGAAGAAUGACAAGCGCACAGGCUUCGGCAUCAGCGAGCGUUCCAACGGUAUGAAGUACGAAGGCGAGUGGGCAAAUAACAAGAGGCACGGCUACGGCUGCACUGUCUUUCCUGACGGCUCCAAGGAAGAGGGAAAAUACAAAAAUAAUAUUCUGGUCCGUGGAAUAAGGAAGCAGCUGAUACCAAUAAGAAAUACAAAAACUAGGGAGAAGGUGGACAGAGCGAUCGAAGGCGCACAACGGGCAGCCGCCAUGGCAAGAACCAAAGUGGAAAUAGCAAACUCCAGGACCGCCCACGCGAGAGCCAAAGCCGACGCCGCAGACCAGGCCGCGCUGGCCGCCCGCCAGGAGUGUGACAUCGCGAGAGCUGUGGCCCGAGAGCUGUCGCCUGACUUCUACCAGCCAGGCCCAGAUUACAUCAAACAAAGAUUUCAGGAAGGUGUAGAUGCUAAAGAAAAUCCCGAAGACAAGGUCCCGGAAAAGCCCCCCACACCAAAGGAAUCGCCUCACUUCUACCGCAAAGGCACCACACCCCCAGAGUCUCCUGAGCCAAGUCCCAGACAAGGCCGCUCUCCCUCCCCAAAGCCCGCAAGGAAGCAGAACCCCAGUUCAGGGGCAAGACUCAACCAGGACAAACGCAGCGCGGCUGAGGAGAAGGUGACGGCUGCCGUCAACAAGCCCUUGACCUCCAAGGCCCCCCCAAAGGAGGUGGGGGCGGUCGUGCCCUCCUCCAAGUACUCUGGCCGCCACCACAUCCCCAACCCCAGUAACGGGGAGCUGCACUCUCAGUACCACGGCUACUACGUGAAACUGAACGCCCCCCAGCACCCUCCGGAGGACACGGAGGAGGAGGGGUUGAGCCAGUCUUCCUCGGCACUGGUGCACAAGCCGUCACCCAACAAGUGGAGUCCCCCUAAAUCUGUGACAAAACCAGUUGCCAAAGAAAGCAAAGCUGAGCCAAAAGCUAAGAAGUCUGAACUUGCUAUACCAAAGAACCCAGCAAGCAGCGAUGUGCUCCCUGCUUUGGAAAAAGAAGCCAAUUCAGGCCCUAAUUCAAUCAUGAUCAUCCUCGUCAUGCUGUUGAAUAUCGGGUUGGCCAUUCUUUUUGUUCACUUUCUAACUUGAUUGGAAUUAGGAAAGUCAUGACAACUAGUGGUGUGAGCCCACGGUCCUCUGCAGUGGUGUCAUCAGCCCUUUAAAUGGCACACUCCAGGCAGACUCAGACACAGGGAAGGAGGCUUGGAAUUAGGAUGGGCUCACGAGAGAGAGAGAGAGAGAGAGAAAGAUGGAAAAUUCAACCGGAGGACCUGUCCAGUCCCCCUGGGAAGGCGUUGUGGCUGUGGGGUCCUCUGGGAGCUGAAGCAGGCAACCAUGUUGGAGAGCAAAACUUAAUAAUCAUUCUUUCUUAACAUCUGCUGAAGCAGCCCCAUCCGGCGAAGUUCUUGGCAUUGGCUACUCCAUCUGUCCUAGCAGAGUGUGACUAAACUGGAGAUGUAUGGAGCUGCUUUUUUUUUUUUUUCUGAUGGAAGUCAACAGCUGCCUUACUAUUUUACCAUCUGACGUUGCUAGUAGGGAGCUGGGGAAACAAACGACCGCCCUAGGAAUGCGGUCAGAGGAUUGUGUUGCUGCGGCCAUGGUUCCAACAUUCACUCCUGUCUCAGUAGAGGAAGUAGGCAGCAGCAUCACUCACCAGUCUUAUGCCACGACCUGCUGCUUUCUCAUCUCCUGGAACAUCCCGGGAGAGAAGGUUUUGUCGGCUUGUGCACGGUUCUGUUCAUUUCUGCUGUUUACUUAAAUCUGAUGUGUGGUCACCUGCAGCGUGCGGUCCUGGCCGGAGGAAGCACACGUGUCACAUCUCGAGGAAAAGAAAACAACAGAAUUCUAGAGAAGAUGUGUUUAUUUUGAUAGCAAUACAUCAUUCUUCAUGUCAUUUUUAGUCUUCCUAAACCUGUAAAAGGCUAUUUAAAAUUUAGCAAUUUGAAGGCAUUAUACCUAAGAAAUCACUUAAACAUUUUUAAAGCUACUGAGAUGAAUUUAUUUAUGCACUUCGGAGGUGCUAAAUUUUAAAAGCUGAAAGACAACAGAAGUCUAAGAAGUGUAGUCAAAAUGUUGCAUGGGUUGCAGUAAUCAGUGUUUUAAGGAUUCAGUUUCAUUGCUGACGUACUUUACCAACCAAAUAAAAUCUUGUCAGUGGCUAUGUUAAUUCCCAUGAAAGUUAAGCAAGAUGCUAUUAAUAACUACUCUUUUUUUUUUUUUCCCCAACUUACAAAUUUUCGUUGAAUACAUUCAGGUAGAGCAUAAAGCUUCGUUCAAUCAGUGCUUCUCAAUUUUAUGCCUUUCAUGUUUUUCAUAGUCCUUUUGUAAUUUUAUUUCACUCUUUAAAGGCGUAGACAAUUUUUAAGUAUCUGUCUUUUGCAGUCCUUUGUUAUUCUGACAUAAACUGAUUUUUUUUGCUGUUUUAUAAUUUAUUCUUUAUUACUCAGAAGCAUGCUUAUUUAGAGAAACUAUGUGGGCUUUAUAUAAUUAUUUAAAAAGAAAAUCAGGAGAGGAAAGUUGUCCAUUUAAUCUUGGUAAAACAUUGAGGAGAGGGAGCUAUUCCUAAGUAUUUUCAUGAUCUGCAUGGUUUAAUCAGAUUCUUCUUACCUUAUUUGCUACCAUUUCGAUACAGAAGAGAGAAGUCAUAUGUUAGCACAGAUGUGGAGUGAAUGUCACCUGCAGGGUAGUAACCCAGUGGUGUUUUUUGCAGAAGUACAAUAUGUUGAAACUCCUGGGUGUGACCAAUAUGGAAUAAAGAAGAAAGCAGAAAGAGAGCAAAUGAAAAUUACAUCUUGUAUAUUUAUUUUUUACAUUUUCCUUUGACUUUUAAAUCUAGGAAGUACGUUUUUACCCAAGAAACGUUUCAGUUCCUGUGUCGAUCUCCAUACUCUCACUGCUCCUUCCUAACCCCAUAGCUCUUGAUGCUGGGAAAGCUGAUUUUUUUUUUUAAUGAAAUAAAAUAUUUAAUCUUAAGUGUUUAUUUCAAAUGUGUAAUGCUUUGGAAGUAAUGGGUAACAGAUAAUAAAGGAUAUGUUUAUAAAGUGAGCAUGUUGGUUCCAUUUAUAAAUAUAUGUAUGAUUUAUAAGCUUUUUUAAAACAAAGCUCAAAUUGUUGGUAUUUUUCUAAAAUGUGCACAGCUGUAUUUUACAUGAAAGGCUCUUUCUAAUGGGUUGUUAUACUGUACUCUACAUUUUGGACAGCACAUGAAGUCUGCCAAUGUACUUAAUAAAACAUGACUUUGUUUAUUUAAAGUUUCUUGCUGUGAAAAAGAACUCCCUACCUGCGAGUUCCGUUAUUUAUAAUCCUUGAAACCAAAAUGUAUAAUGUACAGUUUUCACAACUGUAUCUGCUCUAAUAAAAAGUUGGUUAUUAAUAAAGUUGCAGGUGUGUUUCCUUUAAGAGUAAAUUACUGUCUUGAGUUAUGUGGAAUUUUUUGAUGGUGUUGAAAGAAAAAUCUGCUGAAAAAUUAAUAAUAGAAAUGGGGGGCACGCAGCACAGUGCUCAAAGAAUCCGCCUAGCAGAAGGUCACAGUGCUGCACCAUAAUUUUUUUCUAUGUUUCUUUCACCUUGGGCCUUUCAAGUAAUUUUGCAAAAUAAAAUUCUUGGCUCUGC